AUGGAUGCAACCACCGGCGUGAAGCUUUCAGCAACAGGAAGUGAGAAUGAUCUGAGGAACGAAAAUUCCUCAAAGGCCUAUAAGAUCUUGGGAGCCGCCGACAUCCCAUCACACGAUGACUACUCAAAGCAAGACGACAAGAGAAGAUCGAAAAAGCCGAGCUUCAGACGAUCUCCGGAUGUGAACUCGCAAAAGAGUGGUGGAAGUUUCGUUCCCUUUCCGACCGCCGCUUCAGAAGCCACUCUCCCGCCAGCCCAUCUGCGUGUCCGAGCCUCGUCACCUCUUUUAGGCCUAGAAUAUCGGACGGAGGAUACAGCCCUGCCCGCUGUACCCACAGCAUCGAAGAAACUACAUUUGACAGGCUCGUCUUCAGCCCUAUUCUCGUAUUUUAGCUCCAAAGAAUCAACAACAAACUCGAGUCUGGCUGUUGGAACCGCAACCACCGACCUUGGAAAAAGCGAGGAUCGCAAAUCCGGACCGGGGCAAAAUGCAGAACCCCGUCACGGGCCGAAACAACCCAAAGGAUCUAUGAAGGACUCGCGGAGGAAGAUGCGGCCGUCUCGAAUUGAUCUUUCUCUACUGUUUCCCAAGCCAAAGGCGACCGCUGCGCCUCUCCUGUCUCCUCAACGUAUGGUGGAUUCGCCCUCUCCUAUCUCAGUGAUCUUCGAGCAGACUGCGAUCAACCCACAAGAAUCGCGAACCCAUUACUCCGAUCACAAGCUGACGAAAACACCGGCUCGUCCGAGAGCCUCUAUCCUCAAAUCUACCGACCACCACAGUCCUGAACCAUCUACCACUCACAAGACCAAAAGCUCGGACUGGUUGAACCCUUCCUUUGAGAAGACCAUGAGUACGAACGAGAUGGACAUCGCUCUGCAAAGGUAUAGCGACAGGGAACAUAAUCCCCAGGUGUCUGAACGAUCGCAUGCGCAAUUUCCAAACCGAGACAGACUUGUGAUGAAGCGCGAUCCAAGGUCGACUGAGCAGGAGUCAAGAGACAUAUCGUCUAAUAGCUCCGUGAGCGAGUGGAGCAGAGAGUCCUACUUGUCUCCUAAAACUUGCCUUCCACCGAGAGCUUAUCGGGCUUCGAGUGCUGGCCGCGAUGGAGCUAAUUUAAAGAACUCGAUGCCCAAGAAAACCAGCAAGAGUACAUUGAGGACAGUGGACCUCAACCAUUCAAGUGUACUGUGUCUGUCUUCGUCCGAAGAUGAAGAGGAGGAGGAAGAUGAACAUCAAGACUAUACUAAAGGUCAUUCUGAUGCAAGUGCGAGAAAUAGUGUGGCAACUUACGGCGAGUUCGAGCCUGAAAUUUGCACAGCUUCUGCAGCACAUACCACUAAAGGCACUCUACGAAGCGUCGACCGGCCAAUAUCCGGCAUCAGUCGUGGAUCGCAAUAUAGCCAGAGGAGCCAAUCUAUCCGUCGAAACCCCUCCAUGUCGUCAGCGGGAAGAUCAUCGACAGCAACUAGAAAAAGUCAGUCCCGCCGAUCGAGUGGGAUCCCCACCAUCUCCGAGCCGGAAAUCUAUUAUGGCAAUCCUACAGUCAACUAUUCCAAGCCUGUUCCGCGCACCAGAAGCUCAAUGACGGCGCAAAAAGAGACGAAUCGGCGAAGCCGAGUCAUUGCAGUGACACGGCAAGAAGAACACCUUUUGGAAGCGAUGAGACAGAGGCAAGGCAAAAUCACGCCUAGUCUCUUCAAUGAAGUUCGUGUUUCAGAACCCGAUCAGGGAUCCAUGCUUUCCGUGCCUUCGCGCGACUCAUUUUAUGGCACGGAUAUGUCGUUCUUACGCCUGAGCCCCGGCCUAUCGGCUAGAUCCGGGCAGACCGGUUCGAGCACCGAUCGGGAAGGGCUGGUUUUUCAAAGCAGUUCCUCUGAUGGGGAACAGAAGACGGUCUACUCGUUUCCCUCACCUCGCACUAGUUUGGCGUACUCUGAGAGUCUUCCGUCUCCAGUCACUAGCGGAGCUUCUCCUUUGACACCUACGCAUCCCUCAUAUCGCCUCUCAACCCUUCCAACGCAGAAACCAACCCCAAUGCGUCCUGCCCCAGCUGUGCCCAAGGCACAACGCCGACACUCUAGAAGACGAACUGAUAGCAGUGAAGCGAUCAUCCUCGAAGAGUCGAACGAGACACCGCAGAGCGAAGACUUCCCACUCUGGGCUAUCAGGUGGCAAAACGAGAAUGGCAACAUGACAGCUGUCCAUUAAAAAAGCACGACCGUCUUCUAGUCUUUACGAAACCCACGUUUGAUCACACUCUUAUAACGCCUCGACCUUAGCCGAGACUCACUCACUCACUUGAUGCAUUUCAUACUAUCUACAUACCCACCUGAACACUCGUUGCUUUCUCACUGAUACCUUGCUUAUUGCUAUUUGUCUUUUGGAAACAUGACGCCAUAG
Molecule: messenger RNA, 2400 nt
Organism: Aspergillus saccharolyticus JOP 1030-1
Lineage: Eukaryota; Fungi; Ascomycota; Eurotiomycetes; Eurotiales; Aspergillaceae
Exons: 1
Coding region: 1-2208 (735 amino acids)
Source: RefSeq, a predicted model, not a curated record